Molecule: messenger RNA, 2128 nt
Organism: Paramecium pentaurelia
Lineage: Eukaryota; Ciliophora; Oligohymenophorea; Peniculida; Parameciidae
Source: the annotation of a GenBank genome assembly
AUGAUAAAAAAAACAUUUUCAGGUAUUUCAUUAAGAGAUAAACAAAAAUUCACCUUUAAAGAGUAAAAUGGUUUACUCUGUUAUACAUUUACUUAAAUAGUUUUAAUUGGCAAAGGUGAAGCAAAGAUUUAUGGACUUUCUAAUAAUAAAAAAAUUUAGGUUGCUUCUUUGAAUGAAAAAUAAAAUUAAUGCAAAUGCAAAUUUAUAAUGGAUGAAAAUAAUUUUACUCAUUUAUUAUGUAUUGGAGAUGAAUCUAUAACAAUUAAUGUGUUGGGAUACAGAUUAGAAAAUUAAGUUUAGGAAUUAUAAGAAAAUAAUUAGCAUGAAAAUUUGAUUAUUAGAGAUCAAUCCAGAGUAUUAAAAUAGAAAGAAGUAGAUUCAAAUGAGUUUGAAUUACUUUCUAAGAAAGAAAAGAAAGAAUAUAAAAAAAUAUAAAAUCAAAAAUAAUUAUUACAAAAGUAUUGAAAUAUAGUAUGUGUUGUGAUAUAUUAAAAUUUAUUAGUUUAAAUAUUUUCUUUGAUAUGUUCAAAUCAAUCUAAAAAUGGAGAAUGAGAAAUUAGCUAAAGCUCUACUUUUUGCUUUUAUCUAUAUUCUCUACAUUAUUGAUUGGAAUUAUAUUAGUCGUAACUUAGAAUCUUGUAUACAAAGAAGUAGUUCUGACUACAUAGUAGAUAUCAACUAAGUUGACAGAUAAUGAAAUAUCAAACUAGUUUGAAACUCAAAUGCAUUUGUUUUUUGAAGUAAAUCAUAAAAGUACAAAAUCAUUAUAUUUAAGAUUACCGAGCUCUUGAUAAAAUUGCAUAAUUAUUUACAUUUGUAUAAUUAGAAUUGAGUUUAAUAACAUAAAAAAGUGAUUAAUGUCCAGUAAACUAAACCCAAAAUUAUAGAAAAUCGAAUAUCUGCUAUAAUAUUUUCAAUUUGAAGAGUGGAUAGGAAUUAAAUUAAAUACAAUAAAAAGACUUAUACUACCAUUUGAAACAUUAGAGUUUAUUACAAGAAUUACUAUUUCUUUUUGAUCCUGAACAAUUUAUUAUAGGUAAUUGGUCAAUUGGAUAUAGUAAACAAUCCUAUUUUUCAGCAUAUUAAGCUAUAGGCUAUUAUUCAAACUUUAAUAUUGCUACUAGACCAUUCUACACAAAUCAUAUUAAAAAAGCAAAUUCAUCAGAAUAUAUUUUUAGUGACGUCUUCUUUAAUUUUGAAAAUGAAUACAAAGUCACAAUCUCAAAAAACCUUACAAAUGAUAUAACUGAUGGUAUUGUGGCUACAUAAUUUGAAUUUAAAAUAAUUAAAAAGUUUUUUUAAGAAAACUUUCUGAUUCUAAAUAAAGAUGGAUUAAUAUUGAUUGGCAAUGUUUAAAUGUAUUUUUAACCUAAUAGAACUAAUGUUUUUUUUUUUAAUGAAAGUCUUACUGGUUUUAAUGAAAAUGAUUGGAAUUCUGUAAAGAAUUAUAUGGAUUACAACAUUUCAGAACCUAAUUGUACAACUUUAAAUUCUUUAUAUUUAUGUAGAUAUAAUAAAAUAUUAUUGAUGGAUGUAAUGAUAUUUGCCAAAUUUUUAAGGUUUUCUAAUCUAAUAUUGAUUAUGUAAAAUAUGUUUGUUAUUAAGAUUAAAGAAUAUAGAAAAGGAUAAAGAUUUAGAAUAAUAAUUGAUUUGGAUAGAAGAUUAAAAGAAUCUUUAAAUUACUCAAUUAUUAACAUAUUAAUUAAUUGCUGCUUUGGGUACAAGUCUUAUUGCCAUCUUAAUUGUUAGAUAUAUUUGUAGAUAUAUGACAUAUCUAGAAAGAUUAGCACAUUCACAUUUUUAAAAUAAACCUGUUGAUUUUUAAGUGUAUUCUUUCCUAAGAGAAAUAAAAAAACAUUCAUAAUCACAAUCCACUAAUAUCACUUUAAAUCUAUCUGAUUCCUAUUAUAAAUUAAUUUCAUAGUUAACAGCAAGACCUUUUAUAAAGAAUGAUGAAUGUAAGAAUUUUGAAUCUUUUCAAUUUCCAUGCUCUAAAAAAUAACGUAAUCUACCAAAAUGGAAAUCUUCUAUUUUGGAAUUAUAUGAUAAAUAAGGGAUAUCUAAAUAAAAAUGCAAGGCUCUAAUAUUGAAUCUGUUAAGAUUAUCAUAUCAAAGACACAAAUAUUGA